Molecule: messenger RNA, 985 nt
Organism: Prorocentrum cordatum
Lineage: Eukaryota; Dinophyceae; Prorocentrales; Prorocentraceae
Source: the annotation of a GenBank genome assembly
AGCGGGGCAUGCCUCGAGGCGCCCAGCGCGCGCGCGCGCCCGCCAGCGCAAUGGGCGCGGGCUCCGGCGGCCUGGCCGCCUGCAGCGCCCAGAGGCUGCCCGACGGGUGCGACGCCCGUCCAUGCCUCGGGCCUGAGAGCCCCGGCAGCGACGAGCAGGUGCUCAUGAAUUCGGCUCUAUUGAAGGCCAGCUCCGAGGGAAACGUUGCUGGCAUCCAGAGGGCGCUCGCGGGGGGCGCGGACCUCGAGACGCGGCGGCCAAUGGUCAUACGUCCGCGCUGCAUGAAAGUUCCAGAUGAGACAGGAGACGAUCCUGUGGAUUUGCCGAAGGUGUUGGGCCUGGGGGACCACGGCGCCAAGGCCAAGGGCAAGGUCAGGGUCUCCGCCAGCGCAGGUCUGACGCCUCUAAUGCGAUCAGCGAAGGACGGACACGCAAAGGCCGUGGCCCUGCUUCUGCAGAAGCGCGCGAACGUGGACGCGAAGGAGACGAGGACGGGAUGACCCCCCUGCACUUCGCGGCCUGCGGGGGCUGCCGGGACUCGUGCGAGGCCCUGUUGCAGGCUGGAGCAGACGCGCGCCUGAGGGACGAUGAUUCCCACGACGCUUUCGACCGCCUACCGCCAGAGUGCGUACGUGGCCGAAAGGAGAGGGAGGCGUGGCUGAGGCUCCUGCGACCAGAGGCCAAGUGACGCCCGGCCGGCGCGCGUGACCAGGUCGGCCCGGCCGCCGCGGCAUCAGCGGGCCCAGGCCCACCCCGUCGCGUUGUGAACACAGGUCUCGACGGGAGGUCGCUGGCCAUGUUCGGACCUCCGGGGCUCCACGUCGCGAAGAAGUCACGACGUCGGGGGGGUCCAGGGAGACUCCCCGCGCGCUCUCCUGGCCCCUGCGCGCCUGGUGCUGCUCUGCUCAGGUGCAGGUGUACCUCUGCCACCCUUCCCCUCUCCCCCGCCCUCGCCACGCCCUAGCUGACCACCUCUGGCAUAUUG